AUGGAGCCUGCAGACUCUUCCCAUCCAACAAGGGAAAGGUUGGCUAAUUGUAAGAAGUUUGUUAAUUAUCCCCUUAUUUUAUUACUUUGUCGUAUUAUAUUGUCCAUAAGUCAACUAUCUGUGGCUCUGUACGUAUGGAGUAUCUUUAGAACUUUAUCGCGACUUGAGUCUGGUGGCAAAUAUGAUUUGGAUCUCGCAACAGUUACAGAAUCCAAUGUUGAUGUAACAUGGGUACCUACAAUAGAAAGAGACGAUACUAAAUCAGAAUUGUAUGGAAUGAAUAAAUAUUUUAAUUUGUUUAUGAUUCGGCUAUUGCAUUAUUUCCAUGGCAAGGUAUUAGAUUUCUUGCUUUGUCCUUCAAUAAUCGUAUUUAUAUUAAUGACAAUACAGUCAAUUUCGGAUAUUAUCCAGUGGUACAAAUCCAGGUUGGGAAGAUCUCAUCUAUCAAAAUCAAACAUAAAAUUUCGAAGUAUAUUAUACUUUGGAGCAUCGGUAGCCAUAAUACUGCAGUAUAUCUUUGUUAUAUUCUAUAGUGAAAACAUUUGUCGUACGGAAAUGUUAUAUCCGUUUCUUUUUUGGAAAAAGAACGGUACACUUACUAGAAGCGAAUUAUUGGCAACAGGAAGUUGUAAGUUAGGGAAAAGGCUUAUUCUCUCCAUAAUUCUAACCUCUCUAUCCCUUGUCCCAGACACAUUUUUAUUGAUCUUGGGAGUAUUACCAACUUUUAGAACAUUUGCUAUAAUCCAUGGUUUAAAGUUUUUUGGCUCCAUAAUUAUUCUUGGAUUUAUAAUUAUAACAUUCAAUCUAAAGAAGUAUAUUAAUAUAGCACAAAACCCUAAUAUAUUGGACAACUCAGAAAAUGUGAUUAACAACGUAUCCAAAGAUGGUAUAAAAACACUUUAUAAACAACUACGGUAUAAAUACAAUUUAAGUCCCAUUAAUAACUAUAGUGAUAUGAUAAACUAUCGCGUGUCAAAAACGGUAACACGAUUAAGUUCACCUACAGGUAUAGAUGAUAAAGUUUUGAGUUUAUUUAAAUUAAGUGAAACGGAUUUUGAUGCAAAUAUGCACUUAUCAUAUUUUAUAUUCACCAGGAAUAUACACAAGCAAACACUGCAAACAAUAAAGUCGUUUAUUUAUUCGGGAUUAUAUGUUGUGGUUGUUAGUUUUGUAGAUGCAGUUGUUGGAUUACUUUUGCUAAUAAAACAACAACGGUUUCUCGUCCCUGUUCUUGGUUUCGUUAAUUUUGUGUCUUGGAUUGCUCAGAUUUUUCAUACGAUAAUGGUUCAAUUCCCUAUAUAUAAUUCAAGAUUCUUUUGUGAAAUAAAAGAAUAUACACCUACUACACGUCAUAUUUCAUUCGAAACGGUUACUAUCUGCAACUGGAUUUGCGAAAUGAUCACGCUGUUUCAAACAUAUAGGGGAGUCGCCAUUGUUUUGGCUUCUCUAUCUUUUAUAAGUAUGAUAAAUCUAGGAAUAUUGUAUAAGUGA
This is a messenger RNA of Theileria equi strain WA, 1491 nucleotides long. RefSeq lists its product as hypothetical. Lineage: Eukaryota; Apicomplexa; Aconoidasida; Piroplasmida; Theileriidae. The record is from RefSeq and is a predicted model, not a curated record. Bases 1 to 1491 code for a protein of 496 amino acids. The transcript has a single exon.